GUCCCUCCUGUCCUUUCACCGGGGCGAGGGCAACCGACGGCCGGGAAGAGGCGGCUUCGGAGCCGGAGGACGGGAGUGGGAGGGUGGAGAAGCUGCCUGGAGGGGGUGGGAGCCCGCCUGAGAGGCCGUCGCCUCCGGGAGUCUCUCUCGGCUAUAGGCGGGGCGCUCCUUUCAUAGAGGGAAAAAAAAACCCCGUUAAUUCACUGUGCUUGGGGAAAAGAAGAGCAUCCAUUUUGACUUCUCUCAAGGUCCUGCCCUCAUUGGGAGAAAAGCAGGAUGUGGCACGAAGCUCGAAAACAUGAGCGAAAGCUGCGGGGGAUGAUGGUGGAUUACAAGAAAAGAGCGGAACGUCGGAGAGAGUAUUACGAAAAGAUAAAAAAGGAUCCAGCCCAAUUCCUGCAGGUCCAUGGACGCGCCUGCAAGGUGCACUUAGAUUCCGCUGUGGCUCUUGCAGCCGAAAGUCCUGUGAAUAUGAUGCCUUGGCAGGGAGAUACCAACAACAUGAUUGACCGGUUCGAUGUACGGGCGCACCUGGAUUACAUCCCCAUGUAUACUCCUCCCCUGCUGAAUCCAAUCUCUCCCGAGCAGGAAUCUGACGAAAGGAAAUGCAACUAUGAAAGAUACAGAGGACUUGUGCAGAACGAUUUUGCUGGCAUCUCAGAAGAACAAUGCCUGUAUCAGAUCUACAUCGAUGAGCUGUACGGAGGACUUCAGAAGCCCAAUGAGGACGAGAAAAAGAAGUUGGCCGAGAAGAAAGCUUCCAUUGGUUAUACCUACGAGGACAGCACAGUGGCUGAACUUGAGAACCCGUCCGAGAAGCGAGCGGAGGAAGAGGAUUCCGAAGAAGACAGCAACACCGACGAGGAUGAAGUCAUCCCCGAUAUUGAUGUCGAAGUUGACGUAGAUGAGCUGAACCAAGACCAAGUGGCUGAUCUGAAUAAACAGGCGACAACUUACGGGAUGGCCGAAGGGGAUUUUGUCCGGAUGUUGCGGAAGGACAAAGAGGAGGCGGAAGCUAUCAAACACGCCAAAGCUCUGGAGGAAGAAAAAGCCAUGUACUCGGGUCGCCGCUCCAGGCGGCAAAGGAGGGAAUUCCGAGAGAAACGUUUGAAAGGAAGGAAGAUCAGCCCUCCGAGUUACGCUCGGAGAGACAGUCCCACCUACGACCCCUAUAAACGAUCCCCCUCCGAAUCCAGCUCCGAGUCUCGUUCCCGCUCUCGCUCGCCUUCCCCUGGUCACGAAGAGAAGAUCACUUUCAUCACCAGCUUCGGGGGCAGCGAUGAAGAAGCCGCUGCUUCCCAAGCCGGGGGAGCCCCUCGGAAAACACCCCCCGUCAACAAGCCACGCUCCAGCCAAGCGCAGCAGGGCAACGUUCCGGCAGGUCAUAGCGCCUCCUCCCGGCGACGCUCCACCUCCUCCUCCACCACCUCCUCCUCCUCUUCCUCGUCCACUUCCUCCUCCUCCAGCUCGCAGUCCAGCUCACGGUCCCAUCGGACAAGUAGUUACCACAGGACUGGCGGCUACAGCCGUUCCCGCAGCCACAGGUAUUCCCGGUCCCCCAGCAGGACCAGGCGGUACUCGGCCGGAGGCUCUCGAGAUGGGCGACGACACUCCAGGUCGCGGUCGAUGGAGCGGGGCUGGCGUUACGGCUCUCGACGCAGAUCCAGGAGCCAUUCCCGGUCUGGGGAACAUUAUCGGUGGAGCAGCGGCAGAGGAGGGAGGCACUGGAGCAGCAGCCGCAGCAGCCAAAGUGAGAGUGAAUCGCGGAGCCGCAGCCGGUCAGUGUCUCCAGCCAGAGAGAAAAUGCUGAGGCCUGCGGUUUCGCCUGCUGUAGGGGAGAAACUGAAAAAGGCUGAAACGGCUGGUGGUAAAGAGACAGGAGCUGCCAAACCAAAGCUGACUCCGCAGGAGAAACUGAAGCUGCGUAUGCAGAAGGCGCUUAACCGGCAGUUCAAAGCAGACAAGAAAGCAGCCCAGGAGAAGAUGAUGCAGCAGGAACACGAAAGGCAGGAACGCGAGGAUGAGUUGCGUGCCAUGGCUCGGAAGAUCCGGAUGAAGGAGCGGGAACGGCGGGAGAAGGAGCGGGAAGAGUGGGAGCGACAGUACAGCCGCCACAGCCGCUCUCCUUCUCCGCGCUACAGUCGAGAAUACAGCUCGUCCAGAAGGCACUCGCGGUCACGAUCCCGGAGCCCUCACUACCGCCACUAGGACGAAUUCCCGGGCGCAAGGCCACGCAACUGACUUCUCGCCCUGCUGACUCCCCCCCACUCCACCCCGUCACCCCCAUCCCCACCGGGGAGGGGGCUCACGUUAACCCUACUGUGUAAUUAAUGCUGUACAUUGCUGUUUUUGUUUUUGCCAGAAAAAUAAAAAAGUUUGAAAAAAGUUA
Messenger RNA from Pantherophis guttatus, 2389 nucleotides. It is a transcript of the gene CLASRP, whose product is annotated as CLK4 associating serine/arginine rich protein. The record is from RefSeq and is a predicted model, not a curated record. Lineage: Eukaryota; Metazoa; Chordata; Lepidosauria; Squamata; Colubridae.